Messenger RNA from Maudiozyma barnettii, 1779 nucleotides. RefSeq lists its product as uncharacterized. Gene Ontology annotation, molecular function: phosphoribosylaminoimidazolecarboxamide formyltransferase activity; IMP cyclohydrolase activity. The coding region runs from base 1 to 1779 and encodes 592 amino acids. The record is from RefSeq and is a predicted model, not a curated record. Lineage: Eukaryota; Fungi; Ascomycota; Saccharomycetes; Saccharomycetales; Saccharomycetaceae. Gene Ontology annotation, cellular component: cytosol. Gene Ontology annotation, biological process: 'de novo' IMP biosynthetic process. The transcript has a single exon.
AUGGCUCAAAAGACUGCUAUUCUAUCUGUCUACGAUAAGACAGGUUUACUUGACCUAGCUAAAGGUCUAACCGAAAACAAUGUUCGUAUCCUAGCAUCCGGUGGAACAGCCCGCAUGAUCCGUGAACUUGGUCUUCCUGUUGAAGAUGUCUCUUCUAUUACUCAUGCUCCAGAAAUUUUAGGUGGUAGAGUCAAAACUUUACAUCCAGCUGUCCAUGGUGGUAUCCUUGCAAGAAAUAUCGAAUCUGAUUUGGCUGAUUUGACCAACCAACAUAUUGACAUGGUUGAUUAUGUCGUUUGUAAUUUAUAUCCAUUCCAAGAAACUGUAGCAAAGAUUGGUAUUACCAUUCCAGAAGCUGUUGAAGAGAUUGAUAUCGGUGGUGUAACCCUUUUGAGAGCUGCGGCUAAAAAUCACUCUAGAGUCACUAUCUUAUCUGAUCCAAAUGAUUACGCAGCUUUCUUGGAAGAAUUGACUGGUAAUCAACAAAAUGAAAUCUCUAGUGAUUUUAGAAAUAAAUUGGCCUUGAAGGCAUUUGAACAUACUGCUACUUAUGAUUCUGCAAUCUCCGAUUUCUUUAGAAAACAAUACUCUGAAGGUAAAGAAAUGCUACCUUUACGUUAUGGUGCUAACCCACAUCAAAAACCUGCACAAGCAUUUGUCACUGAGAAAGAUAGUUUACCAUUUCAAGUUCUUUCAGGUUCUCCAGGGUACAUUAACUUACUAGAUGCUCUAAAUUCCUGGCCAUUAGUAAAAGAAUUAUCUGCCUCUUUGAACCUACCUGCAGCUGCUUCUUUUAAGCAUGUCUCUCCAGCGGGUGCUGCUGUUGGUAUCGCUUUAACAGAUAUCGAGAAGAAAGUCUAUUUUGUCAACGACAUUGAAAACUUAUCUCCAUUGGCUUGUGCGUAUGCUAGAGCUCGUGGUGCCGAUAGAAUGUCUUCCUUCGGUGAUUGGAUUGCUUUAUCAAACAUUGUCGAUGUUCCAACAGCUAAAAUAAUUUCUAAGGAAGUCUCAGAUGGUAUUAUUGCUCCAGGUUAUGAACCAGAGGCUCUAGAUAUCUUGAAGAAGAAAAAGAAAGGUAAAUACUGUGUCCUACAAAUAGAUCCAAACUACACUCCAGAAGGAUCUGAAUCCAGACAAGUUUAUGGGAUCACUUUACAACAAAAGAGAAAUGAUGCAAUUAUUAAUCAAUCUACUUUCAGAGAUAUUGUAUCUAACAACAAGGAUCUGACUGAACAGGCAUCUAUCGAUUUAACUGUGGCUACUAUUGCUUUGAAAUACACACAAUCUAACUCUGUUUGUUAUGCUAAAAACGGUAUGGUUAUCGGUCUAGGUGCUGGUCAACAAUCUAGAAUACAUUGUACAAGAUUAGCCGGUGACAAAGCCGACAACUGGUGGUUUAGACAACAUCCAAACGUUUUAGCUUUCAAAUGGGCCAAGGGUGUCAAGAAACCAGAAAAAUCAAAUGCUAUUGACUUAUAUGUUACUGGUCAAAUUCCAACUGAAGAACCAGAAAAAUCAGAAUAUGAAUCUAAGUUUGAAACACUUCCAACUCCUCUAACUGAACAAGAUAGAACCGAAUGGUCGAACAACUUAAACAACGUUGCACUAUCAUCUGAUGCUUUCUUCCCAUUCCCAGAUAACGUAUACAGAGCUGUUAAAUCUGGUGUCAAGUUCAUUGCUGCCCCAUCUGGAUCUGUAAUGGAUAAAGCCGUGUUUGCAGCUGCUGAUGCUAACGACUUGGUUUACGUUGAAAACCCAAUCCGUUUAUUCCAUCAUUGA